CAAAAAUAUCUUGGUGUGGAGAUGGAUAGCUGAAGGAUUUAUCACUGAAAAACAAGGUUUUUCUUUGGAGCAAGUUGCCGAGAGUUAUUUUUAUGAGUUGAUAAAUAGGAAUUUGAUCCAGCCGAUAACCUUGGUUCCAAGAUAUGGAAUGAAUGCAGUAGAAGAAGGGUGCCGAGUCCAUGAUAUUGUACUGAACUUCCUCAUCUCUCGAUCAGCUGAAGAAAAUUUUGUAACUAUGUUGGAUAACCAGGGUCUUCCAUCUUCAGAUAGAAGGAUUCGUCGGCUCUCUGUCUGGUACAAUACAGUACAUGCUGUAGCAGUCUUUCGAGGAACCAUGAAUCUGUCUCAUCUCCGUUCAAUUAGUAUAUGCAAUGUUGGAGGUUGGACGAUGCCUCCUGUUUUGGACCUACCUGUUCUUCGGGUGUUAGAUCUAGAGGAAUACGAUGAUUCGUGGAUUGUUGAUCAUGAUGGCUUUUUUAGUUUAUUUCAUUUGAGGCAUCUAAUGUUCAGUAGAGGUAUGCUACCUGCCCAAAUUGGGUAUCAGAAUUUUUAUCCUGAUUGCAUUUUAAGUUUAUUUCAUCUAAGAUAUCUGAGGUUCGGUGGAGGACGUGGUGUCAUGCUACCGGCCCAAAUUGGGAAUCUACAGUACCUGCAGACCCUCGAUUUAAGUGGAGCUAAAGUAACAGAACUGCCAGGAAGUAUUGUUCAUCUCAAGCGGCUGAUGUGUCUUGUUGGGUACCAACUCAUCAUGCCAGAUGGGUUUGGUAACAUGGAAUGCCUUCAGGAGUUAGGGAAUCUUGAUGGCUGCAACUGUUCCAUAAGUUUUGGGGAAGAUCUAGCACUUCUGAGCAAGUUAAGGGUGCUCCGAGUGACGUUCAUGUGGGGCAGCACAACUGAUCUGAGAACCAGAAGGGAAUCUUUGUUGUCAUCCCUCUGCAAACUUGGAGGAAACAGCCUUCGCUGUGUCUACAUUUAUGACAACGUUGGCGGUGGAGAUUGUUUUGUGGAUUCAUGGUACCCUCCUCCAUGCCGCCUCCAAAAGUUUAUUCAUAUCAGUAAAUACUUGGGGUUUCCAAAGUGGAUUAAUUCCUGUCUCUGUGAUCUCACAUACUUGGAUAUACUUGUUCAAAAGAUGGAGAAGGAAUAUCUACGUAUUCUUGAAGAUUUGCCUGCCAUUCGUUUCCUAUACCUUGACGUGAAGCAAGUCUCAGAUGAUGGACUCUUCAUCAGUCAAGGCGCAUUCCCAUGUCUAACAUGCUUCCAAUUCUAUAAUAUCGAUGGACCUAGUUUAGUAUUUGAAGGAGGCAUGCCAAUGCUAGAAUGGCUUAGGCUCGGAUUCGACGCAGACAAAGCACAAUCAACAUACGGCAGUUUAGACGUUGGCAUUGGGCACCUCUCAUCUGUCAGACGUAUCGGUCUCACCGUCCGAAUGAUAUCUGAAGGUCAAAAUGAUCCGGUGGAGAAGGCCGUCAAAUCUAUCAUCAAUGGCCAAGUACAGAUGCUUCCCAACUGUCCCACAGUUGACAUCGGAUUUAGUAGACGAAGACGAAGUCUGCCGGCAGGCAGAGAAAGGCCAUGAAGAAGAUGCAAUUACGUCUUGUGAAUUCUGUAUGUUUCUUGGAUUACUUGGGCUCAAUUAUUUAUGAUGUUCUGCUUAUCCCGGCACUCGAACUGCGCAGCAACGUGAAGCUCCUCAAGACCUCCCUGAAGUCCCAGAGAAAGUGCAGUUACAGAAAUCCAUCUUGUGACUUCAAAGUACAGAAUGAAGGCAAAGAGCUGGAUUUCCCCUUUUCUGAAGAAGCUUGCUCCAUCUGUCCGGAGCCAUGUUAUGAAUCAAGCCUUCAAUUCGGGCUGCUGCAAAUUUGCAGUUCAUUUUCCUGACGCCUAACAGCGAGUGCAGUGCUACCAAAA
Messenger RNA from Panicum virgatum (switchgrass), 1911 nucleotides. RefSeq names its product disease resistance protein RGA5-like. NCBI's taxonomy places the organism in Eukaryota, Viridiplantae, Streptophyta, Magnoliopsida, Poales, Poaceae. The record is from RefSeq and is a predicted model, not a curated record. Bases 149 to 1579 code for a protein of 476 amino acids. The transcript is spliced from 2 exons.